UGGUGGAGGGAACCACACACACUGUUUUGCUCCCGAUUAACAGAUGUUACUUCGCAUUCGGUCAAGGCUCUGCGUGUAAUCUGUCGAAAGUUUUUGUGCAGGACAUACUGAAAAUUCACAAUGGUAGAAAAACUAAGCUUACGUCUAAUUAUUCCUCUAGCGAUCGUACAGAUUGUGUUUUUGGUGAUUUUUGGAGUUAAGGUCGAAUAUCAUGAGACGGCCAAACCUUUGGACACAGUCUCUCCAUCCCCAGUGGGGAAAGUCUAUCCAAUGUUUCAAGAUGUCCACGUGAUGAUCUACAUCGGCUUUGGGUUUUUGAUGACGUUUCUCAAGCGAUACGGGUACUCGUCCGUCAGUUUCAACCUUCUGUUGGCGGCUUUCUCAGCUCAAUGGGCGAUUAUCGUCAGGUCCGCCAUCUCAGGAAACUGGGAGGUCGGAGUCAUGGAGAUGCUCACGGCUGAUUUCGCUGGUGCUACAAUUCUCAUAUCAUUUGGUGCUGUGUUGGGUAAAACUGGACCUCUCCAACUUCUUAUAAUGGCUACAAUAGAAGUAGUUCUGGCUCAAGUCAACGAACACAUCGGCUACCACAUACUUCAUACGGCAGAUGUCGGAGAGUCCAUGUUCAUUCAUGCUUUUGGCGCCUAUUUUGGUCUAGCGGUGGCACGUGUUCUGUAUAACGAAGAUGUGGAAAAAUCAACGAAAGAGGGCGCUACCUACCACUCAGAUCUCUUCUCUAUGAUAGGUACAGUAUUUCUGUGGCUGUAUUGGCCGAGUUUUAAUGGAGGGGCCGUGGAGGGGGACCAGCAACAUCGGGCAGUCAUCAACACCUACCUCUCUCUCCUCACCUGUACCGUGACCACCUUCAUCAUCUCCUCCCUCGUGGACAAGCGCGGGAAAUUUGAAAUGGUUCACAUUCAGAACGCUACUCUGGCGGGGGGCGUGGCAGUAGGAACCUCCGCCCACAUGCCUAUCCAGCCCUGGGGUGCCAUGCUGCUGGGGACAGUUGCUGGAAUCAUCUCUACACUAGGAUACAAGUACUUAACUCCUGCCCUUUCAUCAAAACUCAAAAUCCAUGACACCUGUGGAGUGAACAAUUUGCACGGAAUGCCGGGGAUAUUGGCCGCCAUUGGAGGAGCUGUAGCUGCCGCUCUGUCCAGCAAAGAUACCUGGGGCGACAGUCUGUAUUCCAUAUUUACCGCAAUGGAACCAACAAUGAAGAACGCGACUAUUGGUACCAACACCACAAUGGUCAUGACAGGGGGGCGUACAGCUAUAGAGCAGGGGGGAUACCAAAUGGCUGCCCUCUGUCUGACCUUGAUUAUAGCUAUAGUGGGCGGGGCCAUUACAGGUUUAAUCCUUCGCAUCCCCUUCUUAGACGGACCUAAGGCAGAAAACUUGUUUGACGACCAGAGCCAAUGGAAUGUCGCCGAUGAGGGUUUCCCAGGGACAGGUGACGUCCCUUUGAAUGGGAAACCAAAUGAUGACACAAAGAUUCCCAUGUUAUGAAGAUAUUGGAAAUCCUUGCCUCCGAGAUUUACAUCUGACAUAACGAUCAAGUUACAAGAAACAGCUAGUAUCUUAUUGUUUGGCUAGUCUAUUGCCUUCAACAUUCCGUAAUGUGUUCAAUAUUAAUAGGCUACAAACUUCUCAGGGGUGGGCGAUUCAACAAAUUGUCAACUUCUUAAAUAAUCUGUAGAAAUUGUAAUACCCCAAACUGUGUGUAAGUGCUGCAAGUGUACAUUUCAUCCAUAAUUCCUUUAACAGUCUUUAAAUUUUAUGUUGCAGAUACAUGUGUAGCCUCUAUUCUAUUGCACUACUGCAUCAUUAAAUUAAUUUAAUCUGAUAAUACACAAUUAUUAACUCUGAAUUAUAUGUAUACACUAUACAAAAGUAUUGCUUCUCAAUGCUUGUAUGCAUAUUUGUAUAUCAACUAACACACAUUUUAUAUAUCAAACCUUCCCAGUUUAUUUCAUAACUUACACAUUAAC
This is a messenger RNA of Saccostrea cuccullata (small rock oyster), 1988 nucleotides long. Its product is annotated as ammonium transporter Rh type A-like. Lineage: Eukaryota; Metazoa; Mollusca; Bivalvia; Ostreida; Ostreidae. Gene Ontology annotation, biological process: ammonium transmembrane transport; ammonium homeostasis. The record is from RefSeq and is a predicted model, not a curated record. Gene Ontology annotation, molecular function: ammonium channel activity. Gene Ontology annotation, cellular component: plasma membrane. The coding region runs from base 121 to 1506 and encodes 461 amino acids. The transcript is spliced from 10 exons.